AUGGGUAAUAAUUUGAAUUUUCGAAAAUGUAGAUUCGUAAAGAUUAUGAGUUCAUUUCAACUUGUGCUAGGAGGGCUUGUUAUAUUUGUAAGUCUUUCGACUUUAUUUAGCUUCUAUUCUGUUGGAUUUUUCAUGCAUGAUGAAGAUAUAUGUCGCCAUUUCUAUGGCGCGUAUAAUGGUUUUGACAUUACAUCCUUAUCUGCUCGUGUUGAUGAAGUUCUUAAUAAGAUGGAAACUCUACAAGACAAGCUAGAAUUGAUGGUAAAGCAGAUGGACAAAGCUAAAGUUGACGAGUUGUCUAGUAGCUACAUUUCGAGAUUUGAGUACAAGAGAUUGUUGGAAGAAGAUGUGAUUAAGCCUCUGUCAUCCGCGCAGAGUUCCCUUAGGCAAAUUAGGUUGCCAAGAGUUGAAACAAGUGGAAGUGUUCGCGAAGAUCCUUUGAUUAAUACGUUUGUGAUGGAGGAGAUGAGGAAGUAUAUUACGCCUAAGGUGAAUAGAAAUGGAGAUGUUAAUGUCUAUGGUACAUUGAUGAUUUAUAACACGAUAGGUCACGCGUGUGUUUUGAUGAAGAAAGAGUUGGAAGAGUAUAUGGAUUACGAAAUUGGAUCCUAUUGUAAAGAUGAUUGGAAUUUGGCUCAAAAGCUAAUGUUGAAUGGUUGUGAUCCUUUGCCUAGGAGGAGAUGUUUGGCGAGGGCGUCUAAGCUUUAUCUCAAGCCUUACCCCAUUGACAAGUCCCUUUGGACAAUCCCAGAUGGUAGAAAUAUUCGAUGGAGCAAUUACAAGUGCAGGAACUUCGAGUGUUUAUUGAGAAAGAACACGAAAAAGGGGUUUGAAAUGGAGAAGGAAAAGGUAAAAUGGGUAACAAACUCCUCUGUUCCUGUGGAUUUUUUGAUCAAAGAUGUGUUGGGGAUUAAGGCAGGGGAGAUCAGAAUUGGGAUUGAUUAUGGCGUUGGGACGGGGAGUUUUGCUGCAAGAAUGAGAGAACAUAAUGUGACAAUCAUCUCAACUGCAAUGAAUCUCGAGGCUCCAUUCAGCGAGACAAUAGCACUUAGGGGUCUAGUGCCAUUAUACGUCACACUGAGCCAACGUCUACCUUUCUUUGACAACACGAUGGAUUUGAUUCAUACGAUAGGACUAAUCGAUGGUUGGAUUGAUCUUCAGCUAUUGGAUUUCAUCCUUUUUGAUUGGGAUCGCGUUUUAAGACCAGGUGGAUUGUUAUGGAUAGAUCGAUUCUUCUGUAAUAGGAGGGAUAUCGAUGACUUCAUGUACAUGUUCUUGCAAUUCAGAUACAAAAAACAUAAGUGGGCUAUUUCUCCAAAGUCUAAGGAUGAGGUUUAUCUUUCUGCAUUGUUGGAGAAACCUAAAAGAUCUUGAUGAUUAUAAUUAGUAAAUUGCAGU
Molecule: messenger RNA, 1398 nt
Organism: Solanum pennellii
Lineage: Eukaryota; Viridiplantae; Streptophyta; Magnoliopsida; Solanales; Solanaceae
Exons: 1
Coding region: 1-1374 (457 amino acids)
Molecular function (GO): methyltransferase activity
Source: RefSeq, a predicted model, not a curated record